UACCGCACUGCAUCCUCGUGUACACGGUCUUCCCGAAAAAGAAAAGAAGACAAACCAUCGACGGCUCCGAGCUCUCGCGGGGAUAGGGUUUGAGCCGCCGCCCCUCCGGCCUGCCCGCCGGCGGCGCGCUGCUCUUCCGGCCGCCGCUCUUCUCCCUCUUCGUUCGCCGCCCCUUUUCUCCCUCGCCGUUCGCCGCCCCUGAGCACCACGCGGCUCGCUGGAUCAUUCGCCGCCCCUGAGCAGCGCGCAGCUCACCGGACCGAUUCGUGCCAGCCCCGCCGACCUGAGCUCCGCCUCUACAGGUAGAAAGAUGCAGAUCCAGCGAGGGGAUGUUCAACCUGGAAGCUCGAAUAGAAGACGCAAAAAAAUGCGCAUAAGUAGCGAAAAUAUGAUUCGAGUCAAUCCUCUCGAAGAGGAAUUCGGCACCUCAAGUGAUUCUGGUGAAGGUGUCUGGAGGCUACUCAGUGAAGAAGUCGCAGCACACAUAGAUGACAGUGUUGUGUCGCUUGCUUCAUUCCAUAAAGAUAACGCAAAGUCGGUUUAUUUUGCGUGCACGGGCAUAAUUAUUGAGAGCAAUUCAACUAUUACAAGUUUCUUGACUUCGUUAAGUUUGCUUAGAUCUAUUGAUGAUGAUAGCAAGAUCUUUCAAGACAUGAUGAUUGAAGUGCGCCUUCCAAAUAAUCAUCUUUCAAUGGGAUGGUUGGAAUACUAUGACUUAAAAUACAAUGUUGCUGUUAUCAGCAUCGCGCCCUUCCAUGUUUUUCGCGCAGCAUUUGUAGAUCAUCAGCGGCAAUUUGAGUCUCAUAGUGAAGUAGUUGCUGUUGGGCGUUGCUUCGACUCAGGCAAAUUAAUGGCCACAACUGCGAUGUUGACUGACAAUGGGAAGAGAAUUUACCGCGAGGAGCUUGCGAUCUCCACAUGUGAAAUUACUAUGACUGGAGUUGGAGGGCCCCUUGUUGAUUUUAACGGUGACUUUGUCGGGAUGAACUUUUAUUCUAAGGAAGAGACUCCGUUCCUACCAAGGAAUAAAAUUCUUGAGCUUCUGAUGCAUUUUAGGAGAACAUCCCCGUGCUGGGACACAAGUAAGAAAAGAGGUAGUAAAACUGAAAGAGGCGCAAGCAAGGCACAAAUGUCUCCUGAAUCUCACAAGUCCGAUUUAGAAGGCAGCUCAAGGCAGGAGAUGAAAAAUAAAAACCAGAAACCUACCAUAUGUACUAUAUGUGACCCAGAACUUAAUUCAGGACUUGAGGAUACAUUACUAGAGAGUCUGCCUUCUAUUCGCCGGUGGCCAUAUGACUGGGGUCUUGUAUCUUUGGAUGCUAGAAGAGAUAAGUUUAGGUCCCGUGGUUACCCCUUACCAGUUUUGGAGGACAAUGGCAAGCGUCUGCGUUAUAGUUUUGAGGAGGAGUUUAGUGAAGAUAUCUGGAACAAACUCUCAGAAAGAGCAGCUUCAAAUAUGUCCCGAGUUGUUGUAGCACUCGCUUCAUUCAGUGGAGAAGCGAGACUUUUUGCUUGCACAGGUGUAUUCAUAGACAGCAAUGGGUUCACCACAAGAGUUCUAACCUCAGGAAGUUUGGUUAGAAGUAAUGACGAUGAAAGCAAGGUUGCUGAUAACUUAAAGAUUGAAGUGCACCUUCCAGAUAAACGACAUGUCACAGGGAUUUUGCAACAUUACGAUCUGCAUUAUAAUGUCGCUGUCAUCAUCAUCGAAAAACUUCGCUGUACUCGGACAGCAAUUAUCAACAAUAAGGUUGAAACUGGCACUCACUCGCCGGUAUUAGCUAUAGGGCGUGUCUAUGAAUCAGGCAAAUUAAUGGCAGCAAGUGGGAUAGUGAUCAACAAAGAAAGUAAACUCGAUUGCAAAGAUCUUAGGAUCUCCACUUGUCAAAUCACUAAGGCUGGGAUUGGGGGCCCUCUUAUUGAUUCUGAUGGGAACUUUAUUGGCAUGAACUUCUAUGGCUUGGAAGAAACUCCCUACAUGCCACGGGAUACAAUUGUGAAACUCUUGGGGAAUUUUGAUGCAAAAGGGACUGCUGAUUUUACCAAAGUUCCCGCACCAAACAGAUGGCCUGUGCCUAAGCCAUAUUGGUGCUAUCCGGUGUGGCAUGAACGGAAGGAAGGAACAGACUUGCUGGAAUUUCUUGAACGAGAAUUUCGCUAUGACUAAUGUGAAUUUUAUUGCCAUGCCUAUAUUGUCAACCUGCUGACCGAGUCGCUUGUGAAGCUGAUCAUGUGCAGCAAGCAUCAGUCGAGUUGCUCUGUAAAUUUGAAUCCCUUUACUGGGCACUUUCAUGUAGUAUAUGUUGUGCCAGCUAGUCAAGGCACUUACACAAAGACCUCUUGUUGCUUUAUGUGUUAAACCACAUGUAAUCUAUAAGGUGGAACCGUGCAUCCCAUUAGCCAAA
Triticum aestivum (bread wheat) is the source of this 2405-nucleotide messenger RNA. RefSeq lists its product as uncharacterized. Bases 311 to 2167 code for a protein of 618 amino acids. The record is from RefSeq and is a predicted model, not a curated record. The transcript has 16 exons. Lineage: Eukaryota; Viridiplantae; Streptophyta; Magnoliopsida; Poales; Poaceae.